CUUUUAUUGUCUUUCUUCAUUCUACGCAUGUGCUCAGUGAUGACACUUUAAACCAAACUGUGCUCGUGUAACAGAUUUAUGUUUCAUCUAGGUCCAGCUUCUCAUUGAAAAUGUAUAUAAAAUAAGUUUGGAGCUUGUUUCUUCUGAACUUAUUUAUCAUCAUUAGGUUUGAUGAGCCAAUUGUACAGGCAGCAGAUCUGUGAGAUGUUUGAAAGAUAAAAAAAACAAACAUAUUUUUAGGUGAACCAUUCAGUUAUCGUGAAUCCAAAGAACAAUGACGAUAAACACCACACAGGUCUCAUAUUUCACCCUUGCUGGAUAUUUUGACACAGGACGUGUAACUUACUUGUGCUUCAUUGUUAUUCUUGCUUUGUAUAUUUUCAUUGUAGGUUCCAACGUCCUGCUGAUUGUGGUUAUCUGUGUGAACAGAAGCUUACAUGAACCUAUGUACCUGUUUCUGUGCAGCCUGUUUGUGAAUGAGCUGUAUGGUAGUACAGGGCUGUUUCCGUUCCUCCUGCUUCAGAUCCUCUCUGAUGUUCACACUGUUUCUGCUUCAUUUUGUUUCUUGCAGAUCUUCUGUUUUUAUGCUUAUGGAAGUAUCGAGUUUAGUAACUUGGCUGUUAUUUCUUAUGACAGAUAUCUUGCCAUCUGCUGUCCUCUGCGAUAUCACACAUGUAUGAGUUCUAGUAAGGUAUCCGUGCUCAUUGCACUAACAUGGCUGUUGACUUUUCUUGCAGUAGGUGUUUUAAUUUCUCUGAGUGCUCCUCUGCAAUUGUGUGGGAACAUCAUUAACAAAGUGUACUGUGACAACUACUCCAUUGUUAAACUGGCCUGUUCUGACACUAAAGUCAAUAACAUCUAUGGAAUACUUUACACGCUCACUUUAGUUGUUCUGGUAACUUUAAUUUUUUACACCUACAUGAGGAUCCUUAAAGUCUGUUUUUCUGGAUCCAAACAGACGAGACACAAAGCCAUCAGCACCUGCACGCCUCACCUCGCCUCACUGCUCAACUUUUCAUGUGGUGCUUUUUUUGAAAUUAUACAAAACAGAUUUGAUAUGAGACAGCUCCCAAAUAUGUUGCGUAUUUUUUUAUCAAUAUAUUGGCUGACGUGCCAACCACUCUUCAGUCCUGUAAUCUAUGGGCUAAAUCUGACCAAAAUCCGAGUCUCAUGUAAAAAUUGCAACCCGAGCAGUGACCCCAGGGGAGCUGCCCGUCCUGACGGCAUCCCAGGGGCUGUGGUUAAAGCCUGCUUGGACCAACUGGCAGGGAUUCUUACCAGGCUGUUCAACCUCUCCCUAACUCAUGCCACAGUUCUCACCUGA
Messenger RNA from Oreochromis niloticus (Nile tilapia), 1324 nucleotides. RefSeq names its product olfactory receptor 11A1-like. Gene Ontology annotation, cellular component: membrane. Gene Ontology annotation, molecular function: G protein-coupled receptor activity; olfactory receptor activity; odorant binding. NCBI's taxonomy places the organism in Eukaryota, Metazoa, Chordata, Actinopteri, Cichliformes, Cichlidae. The transcript is spliced from 2 exons. The record is from RefSeq and is a predicted model, not a curated record. The coding region runs from base 275 to 1324 and encodes 349 amino acids. Gene Ontology annotation, biological process: detection of chemical stimulus involved in sensory perception of smell; G protein-coupled receptor signaling pathway.